AUGCGCUUUACCAAACCAGCUGCAGUGGCAGCAUUCGUUCCCUUAGUUUCUCAUUUAGUAGAUGCGGCGCCUCGGAAAAUAGAAGUCGCUACUCUAGGCGGCGCGGCCUUUCGAAUCGAACAGGCUCCCAACCCCGACUUUUACUACGGAAAUAGACGAGGACCUAUCGCACUGGCCAGAGCCUACUCCAAAUACGGACAACAGAUUCCUGACGAUUUACUGGGGCUCAUUGAUCAAAUCCUUGGGGAGCUUGGGUUGCUCAACGGUGGUCAAGGCAAAGGCGGCCAUAAGGGGGGCAAGGGGGGCGGCAAAGGAAAGGGCAAGGGAGGUAAAGGAGGCAACGCUGGUGCUGGUGGUUCCAAGGGCAAUGGCACAACCACUGCUCCAGGAGGAGGCGGAGGUCAUAGGGGGAACGGCACGAAAACCCCUCCAAGUGGAGAGGUUGCCGCAAUUCCUGCCGAGUUCGACAGCCAAUAUAUCUGCCCUGUCCAGAUUGGCACACCGCCCCAAACGAUACCGCUCAACUUCGAUACCGGGUCCUCGGAUCUAUGGGUCUUCAGUAGCGAGACGCCAGUCACCCAAGUCGUGGGGCAGACAAUCUACAACAUCAACGCCAGCUCAAGUGCCAAAGUCCUAAAGGGCGCUUCCUGGUCGAUCUCCUACGGCGACGGUAGCUCGUCCCAAGGUAAUGUCUAUAAAGACACCGUCACAAUCGGCGGCGUAACCGUCGAGAGCCAAGCCAUCGAGUCUGCUACUCAAGUGUCUUCGUCCUUUUCUCGAAACAAGAACCAGUCUGGGCUUGUUGGGCUUGCCUUCGGGAAUAUCAACACUGUCGAGCCCGCCAAGCAGAAGACCUUCUUUGAGAAUGCAAUGUCCAACCUUGCCAUGCCGCUGUUCACAGCAAAUCUCAAAAAGGCAGCCGCCGGUAACUACAACUUUGGCUUCCUUGACUCUACAGAGUACACCGGCGACAUCACUUUCGUUCCCGUCAACACGACGCAAGGCUUCUGGCAAUUCACGGCCCAAGGCUUCGCCGUCGGCUCCAACGGCAGCGCGCCCACCUCUGCACCUCACGAAGCCAUCGCGGACACCGGCACGACGCUCAUGCUCUUGCCUGAUGCCAUUGUCUCUGCGUACUACCAGCGAAUCACGAGUGCAAAAUACGACUCGACCAACGGCGGCUUCGUCUUCAACUGCAAGGACCGAAUCCCGUCAUUCACCGUCGAUAUGGGCAAAUACCAGGCCGUCGUCCCUGGAGAUUUUAUGAAAUUCUCCCCGGUUGAUGGCCAGACGAUUGAGACUUCGACGACUUGCUUCGGUGGCAUCCAGAGCUCCGCGGGUCUGCCUUUCGCGAUCUACGGGGAUGUGUUUCUUAAGUCACAGUUUGUGGUCUUCCAUGGCGGGAACAAGGAGUUGGGAUUUGCGAGAAAGCCCCUGUAA
Messenger RNA from Colletotrichum orchidophilum, 1440 nucleotides. RefSeq names its product endothiapepsin. Bases 1 to 1440 code for a protein of 479 amino acids. The record is from RefSeq and is a predicted model, not a curated record. Gene Ontology annotation, biological process: proteolysis. The transcript is spliced from 3 exons. Gene Ontology annotation, molecular function: aspartic-type endopeptidase activity. NCBI's taxonomy places the organism in Eukaryota, Fungi, Ascomycota, Sordariomycetes, Glomerellales, Glomerellaceae.